Messenger RNA from Syngnathus typhle (broad-nosed pipefish), 1789 nucleotides. RefSeq lists its product as uncharacterized. NCBI's taxonomy places the organism in Eukaryota, Metazoa, Chordata, Actinopteri, Syngnathiformes, Syngnathidae. Bases 419 to 1789 code for a protein of 456 amino acids. The record is from RefSeq and is a predicted model, not a curated record. The transcript has 6 exons.
CGCAGUGGUCAGUCACAGACGGCGGUUAUCGACAGAGACUGUUGCUGUGAUUGUGUGCGUGUUUGCCAAAAAGUGAAUUGCUUUGAUCAGUUGAACUGCUUUGAUCAGAGUUCAUUCGCUUUGACCAAAGGCUGCCGACUGAGUCCCAACCCACCCCAACCCACCCCAACCCUCUUUAUCGCUGCUCCACCUUUUGUCUCUGACUUCUUUCACUCACUGUCCAUCUUGUGGUGUUGAUAAGACAAUCUGACUUGUGGAUAAGACAAUCUGAUUUGUGGAUAAGACAAUCUGACUUGUGGAUAAGACAAAAACCCUUUUUGGGCUGUGCAUUGAAAUAUAUCCCCUUGCAUCGGGGCCUGACUGUUGAGACUUCUUUAUUACCUGUUGUGUGGAAUCCAAUUGAGAAAAGACACGAGCCAUGCCACGCAAAAGCAAGAAGGCGCAAGCUGCCAAGGUAAGCUGGCAACAGCGUAAAAACAACACAGACUCUGGAAGUGCAGAUAAACCAACAACUGCCAAAGAAUUGAUGGCCAUUGAACCUGAAAACUCUAUGGAGGUAAUGAUGUCUACAUCUCAUGAUCCUGUAACAUGUGUUUUGGCAUCCUACAGUCAAGAUCAUCCAAAGUAUGCCGAUUCCAGAAACAGUCAGUGUGCUGCAAACUCUGCUACAUUUCUAGCUUUCCUGCAGGAGAUAGAGAAUGUGACCAGUGCUCACCUGGACCUUGUUCUCGAUCGAGGCAAUGAGCUCUAUGUGGCUACUGUGGCUGUGCUGAAAGCAGAAGGACGGUACGAACAUCAUCAUUUGGCAACCGAUGAAAUCCCAUCCAUUGUGAACGGCUUGCACAAACAGCAUGUGUUAAUAAAGUAUCAGUCAAUGUAUGGUCUUUUCAAUUCCGCUAUUGCUGAUGUGGCAUUUAUGAUGCUCUGUGACGGACUUCAGUGCCUGGUGUCAGAGGUAAAUUAUGCUCUUUUGGUUAUGAAUUCAUUGUUUAUUGCUGUUUUCCGAAACCACCAAGGCAGAUAUGGCUAUUUUGAUCCACACGCCAGAGAACGUGAUGGGCUCCCUCCGCCCUCCGGUGCACCGCGUGGUACAGCUGUCAUGAUGCUUUUUACAUGUUUGAACGAUCUGAUAGAUAAGCUCAUACAGGUUUUCACUCUGGCUGGUGCAGCUCCCACUACUCAAUAUGAAUUGAUGCCGGUAAGGUUUCAACCUGUUGACGAUGCAAGUGACCGUGAAAUGGCGAUUGAUGCAGAAUCAUCUCUUAUGACAACACACAAUGAUUUGUUAAGCAAGUCUGCUGCUGAGAUGACACAGCGUAUGGUGACGGGUGAGUCCAAACCAUGUGCGAGCAAACCCGAGUCCAUUGAAGGGGUACAUGACAAUAGUGAGGUAUGUACACAGCAAAAACAAACACGAGAUGUGUUGAAAAUUGCAAAAUCCAAAAGGAAAACAUUUCAGAGACGAACUCAAGCCCAAGAAAAGAUAAUUGAUAAUGCUAUGGCGAGACUCACAAAACAAGAAACAAGGCGAAUAAACUCAAACAUGAAAAGUAAGGAAAGAUACUGCCAAACUCCAGAGAUUAGACAACGUAAAAAGUCUUACAUCGUGACCCGCUACCAGCAAGACUCUGAUUUCCGUGUAAAACAAAAGUCGUUCGCAGUCGACCGCUAUCGCAAACAUGACACAAUUAAGAUGAAACAGCGCGCCUACAUCAGUCAGAGGUACAAUCACGAUGAUACAUUUCGGACCAAAAAGUGUUCCUUUAUCAAGGAGAGAUGCUCCCCAUAA